Messenger RNA from Clonostachys byssicola, 1590 nucleotides. The record is from the annotation of a GenBank genome assembly. NCBI's taxonomy places the organism in Eukaryota, Fungi, Ascomycota, Sordariomycetes, Hypocreales, Bionectriaceae.
AUGGAUUAUCAGCCAACUUGGAGCGGCUGUGCGCUGGACAAGGUGUGCUCGCCUAUACACCCACUGAAUAAAUCGCUUCCAGAUAAAUUCAGACCCGAUAGCCCAACCCAGUCUUGGAGUCAAGACUAUCAAGAACCCAAGACUGGAUAUGUAUCCCCUUCCUUCUCCAACAACUACAAAGAGGCACGACGGUUGGCAGGUGACGGUAGCCUGAAGACUUUGAUUCAGUUAAGAGAUGUCUCCUCAACAUAUAUCAAGUCACUAUCCACCUCCAUGGGGGCUUCAGAACUAUCAUCAAACAAGAGCCUAGUCAAGCUCCGCUUAUCAGAUGACCUUAAACGCUGGAAGGGCGAGCAGCAUCAAUUGGGUAGGAUCCUGCCUGCCAAGGGAACAGGUCUCAAGCGGGCUUCUGAUGAGGUCCUUGAGAUCCUCGGGGCUUCCAAGUGGCCUGAACCACUCAUCACGAGGUGUGCUCUGUGGGGUAGCGUCUUCUUCAACAUGUGCAUUGGCGCGUAUGACGCCCCGUCCAUGUUCUCAAACGCUGUUACCGACAUGGCAUUCUUUCGUGAGCAUGGCUACCACCACGUCUUCCCUGAGUUUGACAGCCUAUUCAACAGCGCCAUGUAUGAUCAGCAUGCUCUCCAAACACCUGGAGGUACAGAACGCCGGGCAGCAGUCGCCAUCGGCGUCCAGUACAUCAACGACAAGAUCGUUUUUGAGGAAGAAAAUCAAGCCAAUCUGGAGGGGCUCUCGGCGAAGAUGAACCGGCAAACAAUGCAGACCGUUUCACUAUUCGAGAGUAGCCUCCUUGGCUUGGUUAGCGAGGCGAUCUUUCGUGGCUCCGACCCUGCAGCAGUCAUGAAUGACAUGGUCCUGUCCUGCCCAGCCACCGACGUUGUCGACGUGGGCUCUGAUCUGGUCAACUCCGAGGUCAUGAACUCUUUCCUGAAUACCGCCGACAUUUACGAGGCCGGCAUCGUGACUGAAGAAGCGCUAAGGCGAGUGUACAAUGCAUACGCACACGCUGGCGCCCGGACCUUGGCUGAGAGAUGGUGGGAGCCCACUGCCCAGAUGUUAGCGCUUUUGUAUCAGUGGCAUAUCGUAAACCACAGGCACAACUUCUUACGGCGCGCUGUAUUAGGGUACUGCAAAGUACAGCCCGAGCUAUCUAACCAACGCGAAGCAGACAUGGACGAAGCGUUUAACGAGAACCUUCACACAACUGGCUUCAGCCGUCCCUUGAAGGACGCCUGCAACGGGGCAGACACGUGCGACACAGUCUCGCAUUUCCUUGAACACAGCAAGAACCCAUCUUUGAUUCGCCACCUGUGGCAGUGCUUGGUGACUGAUCCCCUGGAGUACGUGAGGAAGGGGGAGGUUGACGGGUCCCGUGAAGCCGAGCUAGAAGAGGCCCUGCAGCUUGCCCUGGCCAGGACCUACACAGAAGGCUUCACUCUGGAGCUCUGCUGGAUCAUGGCACAUGCCGGACACCAUGCUUGGCAGAUUAACCGGAUGUACGAGGCAGCCAUGUUUGGCAGUCUCCUUGACAGCGAGGCCCUGGCGGGCAAAUUAGAUAGAGCCGAGGCCUAG